Molecule: messenger RNA, 2726 nt
Organism: Megalopta genalis
Lineage: Eukaryota; Metazoa; Arthropoda; Insecta; Hymenoptera; Halictidae
Gene: Rox8
Product: TIA1 cytotoxic granule associated RNA binding protein Rox8
Molecular function (GO): RNA binding
Source: RefSeq, a predicted model, not a curated record
UUCAUAAGCGUUUUCGCGCUACCUGUUAUGAAAUCUUCGACGGAUGAUACAAAAACACGUGUUCUUUUACGUUUAAACCGUGCGAGUUUUGUGUUAUUCGAGUCGAUUUAAGAAUCGCGAGGGUAAGUAGGUAAAACAGUGCGAAACGGAGGUGCGAGAAGCGGCAUAAUCUGCGAGAAAACCAGUGCAACAGGAGCAUUUACGCGGAUGAUUGAAGGGGAAAGUGGUGAAGCAGCAGAGCGGCCAUUUUAUGUUAGUAUGACGUAGAGGCUGGGUGUAGCUUCGCGUUCAACCGUCCGUGUACUCUUUGGAAAAGGCGAGAAAAUCGGAAUUCUGAUGCUGGGGUCCAGGUAAAUGCACGCACCACGCGCUGAACGUGUUAACCAUAAGAUUAAGACCGACGAACGGUGAGGAACUAGUUAAAUACGGAAGUACACACAGACGGGGGUAGCCGAGAAGAGCGAGUAUGAGCGACGAAAGCAAUCCCCGAACGCUCUAUGUGGGUAAUUUGGACGCUACGGUGUCGGAGGAACUUUUGUGCGCACUUUUCUCGCAAAUAGGUGCCGUGAAAGGAUGCAAGAUUAUACGGGAACCGGGAAACGACCCGUAUGCGUUCGUCGAGUUCACGAAUCAUCAGUGCGCGGCCACGGCGCUAGCCGCCAUGAACAAGCGAUCCUUUCUGCAUAAGGAAAUGAAGGUUAACUGGGCAACGAGCCCUGGAAAUCAGCCGAAGUUGGACACCAGUAAUCAUCAUCACAUAUUUGUCGGCGAUUUAUCACCAGAAAUUGAGACACAAACUUUAAAAGAGGCGUUCGCGCCGUUUGGCGAGAUCAGCAACUGCAGGAUUGUUCGCGAUCCACAAACUAUGAAAAGCAAAGGGUACGCUUUUGUGUCUUUCGUUAAGAAGUCCGAGGCCGAGACCGCGAUAACGUCAAUGAAUGGUCAGUGGCUUGGUUCGAGAAGCAUUAGGACAAAUUGGUCCACCAGAAAACCACCCCCACCAAGGUCCGAAAGGCCACGACACUCAAACAAUAGUAAACCUAACUACGAAGAGGUAUACAACCAAAGUAGUCCAACCAAUUGCACAGUCUAUUGCGGAGGUUUUACGAAUGGUAUUACGGAUGACUUAAUAACCAAAACAUUCUCCCCAUUUGGCACCAUACAAGAUAUAAGAGUAUUCAAAGACAAAGGAUACGCGUUCAUUAAAUUUACUACUAAGGAAGCGGCGACACACGCCAUAGAAUCUACACAUAAUACAGAAAUUAAUGGUAGCAUUGUUAAAUGUUUUUGGGGCAAAGAGAACGGUGAUCCGAAUAGCGUGGGUCCUAAUGCGAAUCAUCAAGCACAACAGGUAACAGCUGGAGCAGGACAAUAUGCAUACGGAUACGGUCAGCAAAUGGGAUACUGGUAUCCACAGGGAUAUCCGCAAAUGCAGGGUCAGUUUCUACAACCUGCACAAUAUUACAACCAAUAUUAUGGGCAGCAGACUCAAUAUUUGCGAAUGCCUACUCCUGGUGGAGGCACAUGGCAAGCUGCACAAGCGACUGCCGCACCACCGACCGCAACUGCACCAUUGCCACCAGGUCAGCAACCUGCCAUGGUAGCAUACACCAUGCCACAAUAUCCUACGCAAUGAAAUUGAUCAAUAAUCGGCAUCAACUAAUUGUUACAUAUGAUACACAUUUGCCCCUGGGGCUCUUGCAAAAACUGUUCUGUCAUAUACCUAUUCUAACAAAUUCAUUGGUAUUUUGACUGCAGCACGUCAUAUGUAAAAAUUAUUCAUGUUUUACUUCAACCGAAGUAUUACAGUGUAAAGAAAGCUCCUAAAUUUGGUUGUCCCAAUAUUGACUGAUAUUGAAAUGCUCUUAUUACAAAGAACUGUUCCAUCAAAAGUUCCAUUAUAUAAAUAUAUAUAUAUAUAUAUAUAAUAUAUUAUAUAUUAUAUAUAUAUAUAUUCGACCACACACAAGCAGAAACACACGCGCGCGCGUGCGCACGCACACACACACAUACACACACACACAAAAUUACAUAUUUCCAUUAUACGUUUCCCUUGCCAAACAAUAGAAACGUAUACCAUUUUAAUAAAUGCAAGCAUCUUGCAAUGCUCACUAAAAAAUUAUAAAGAAAAGAGACAAACAAAGAAUUCAAGAAAAUUUAUCAUAGCAGUCGAUCUGUCAGCGUGAUUGAAUAAUCAUUUUCCAAACAAAAGCGAAAAAUAGAAAAAGUUUGUAUCCAUGGUGUUGAAUGAGGUAUAUUUCUGAACUUAAGAUUGCAGCCCCUUGACGAGCCCUGCAUUCGUUUGCGCUGCGUAAGGUGUACGUAUGUAUGCGACCAUUGUGUUGUUAUAUUUUUAAUAUUUUUGCCACAAUUACCAAUCUUUAGUUUAUUCUCGAAUCAUCGAUGAACAGAGAUGAAUGUUCAUUUAUGGUAAACAGGAAGUAUGACAUUGAAUAUAGUAUAAGAUAGAGAGUGUAGGUAGACACGGCGCCUGUGAUGUAGCUAGAUUUGGAUGCAUGCUUUAACGUAUGCAGGGCCCUUAUUAAAAUACACUAUGCGAGUCGGUAAACGAGUUGUAAACUUUCCUCGUUAUGUGAUAUUUAUCGUCGGUGGUAAAUGUACAAAACUUUCAUACAAAGAGUUUAGAAGGAAAGAAGGAGAAGUAUUCCAGAAAGUCUGUGUCAAAAAAAAAAAGAGAAGAAAACGAAAAAUAUUUUUAUGUCGAA